UAUAAUGAAGAUGGAGAUAGUGAAGUGUAUUUAUGUGGUGGUUUUGGUGGUGGGCAUGAUGAGUGGAAGCUGGGCACAGCCACAGAGCACGUGCUCCACGGCGCUGUCGGCACUGAACGUGUGCACGCCGUUUGUGGUGCCAGGCGCAGUGAGCAACCCCAGCUCCGACUGCUGCGGCGCCCUUCAGUCUAUUGACCGUGACUGCUUGUGCAGCACUCUUCGCAUCGCCUCUCACAUCCCUGCUCAGUGCAACCUCCCUCCCUUCACUUGCCCAAACUGACCCUGGGAUUUCGAUCAUCAACAAUAAUGCUUUACAACAAUCUCUUUUUCUAUCUUUUUCUCCUCAUGUAAUGUUCGAGAGCCAUUCUCAUCAGAUAACCAAUAAACAUAUAUGGCUUCCUUUUCCCAGGAAUAAAACUAUUUUUAUCUUCCUA
Molecule: messenger RNA, 434 nt
Organism: Salvia hispanica
Lineage: Eukaryota; Viridiplantae; Streptophyta; Magnoliopsida; Lamiales; Lamiaceae
Product: stamen-specific protein FIL1-like
Source: RefSeq, a predicted model, not a curated record